This is a messenger RNA of Prorocentrum cordatum, 189 nucleotides long. NCBI's taxonomy places the organism in Eukaryota, Dinophyceae, Prorocentrales, Prorocentraceae. The record is from the annotation of a GenBank genome assembly.
GAGCCCGAAGUGGACCGGCGUGCCCCCGCUCCGCGAGGCGCUGGGGACGGCGCCAGGUCUGGGCGCGUGGGCCCGGGCUACCAGCCCAACGCCACCGGAGGCACCGCGGCAGGCGCGCAGCCUGCACGCGGGGCCCCACCGCGGAGGCCUGUCGCGGGGCGGGAGGCGCCCUGCGCGGACGGCGCCAAG